AUAUGAAUUGCGAAUUCGAUACUUACCGAAAGGAUUUCUGAGCCAGUUUACUGAAGAUAAGCCAACGUUAAAUUUUUUAUACCAGCAGGUGAAAAAUGACUAUAUGCUAGAGAUAGCAGAUCAGGUGGACCAGGAAAUUGCCUUGAAGCUAGGUUGCCUUGAAAUCCGGAGAUCAUACUGCGAAAUGAGAGGCAACGCAUUGGAUAAGAAGUCAAACUAUGAAGUCUUAGAGAAAGAUGUCGGUUUGAGAAGAUUUUUUCCAAAGAGUUUACUGGAUUCAGUAAAGGCCAAAAAUCUUCGAAAAAUGAUUCAGCAAACGUUUCGACAAUUUGCCAAUCUCAAUAGAGAAGAAAGUAUUUUGAAAUUCUUUGAGAUUCUCUCACCAGUAUACCGAUUCGAUAAGGAAUGCUUCAAGUGUGCCCUUGGAUCUAGCUGGAUUAUUUCAGUGGAAUUGGCCAUCGGUCCAGAAGAAGGAAUCAGCUAUCUUACAGACAAAGGCUCUAAUCCUACCCAUUUGGCAGAUUUCCAUCAAGUACAGACAAUUCAGUAUUCAACUAAUGAAGACAAGGACAGAAAAGGAAUGCUGCAAAUGAAAAUUGCUGGAGCACCAGAGCCUCUGACAGUGACGGCACCAACCUUAACCAUUGCAGAGAACAUGGCUGACUUGAUAGAUGGCUAUUGCCGACUGGUCACGGGGGCGACACAGUCUUUUAUCAUCCGACCCCAGAAAGAAGGCGAAAGAGCUUUACCAUCCAUACCAAAGCUGGCCAACAACGAAAAGCAAGGAAUACGAUCACAUACCGUCUCUGUAUCAGCCAGGGAUUAUGAGAUUCAAAGAGAGCGGAUUGAACUGGGACGCUGCAUCGGUGAAGGGCAGUUUGGCGAUGUCCACCAAGGAGUUUAUGUCACUCCA
This is a messenger RNA of Thamnophis sirtalis, 913 nucleotides long. Lineage: Eukaryota; Metazoa; Chordata; Lepidosauria; Squamata; Natricidae. The record is from RefSeq and is a predicted model, not a curated record.